AUGGAGAAAAAACAUAUCUCCUUAGUUUUAACUUUCAUUUCCCUGUUCCUUCUUACUUCAUCAUCACAUUCAUAUUUGAUCCUUGAUAAUUUCAUUGAAUGCUUUUCACAUGAUUUUCCAUUGUCUACUACAUCGCUGGAUGUUAUACAUACUCCAAGCAAUUCCUCUUACUCAUCCCUCUUGGAAUCUCCGAUCAGAAACCUAAGAUUUCUCACUUCCACUACCCCUAAACCACUAGCUGUCAUAACACCUUCCACUUAUGAUCAUGUCCAGGCCACAGUUACGUGUUGUAGAAAACAUGGAGUACAAAUUCGAACACGAAGUGGCGGCCAUGACUACGAGGGCCUGUCCUAUACAUCUAACGUUCCUUUCAUCAUACUUGAUCUUGUAAACCUUAGAGCAAUAGAUGUCAACUCGGAGGAAAACAGUGCAUGGGUUCAGUCUGGAGCUUCCCUUGGCGAAUUGUAUUAUUGGAUUUCGCAGAAAAGCCCAAGCCAUGGCUUUCCAGCUGGAAUUUGUCCAACAAUUGGAGUUGGUGGACACUUCAGUGGAGGUGGCUAUGGUACCAUAUCAAGAAAAUAUGGAUUAGCAGCUGAUAAUGUUCUUGAUGCAGUCAUAGUUAAUGCUGACGGGCAAAUUCUUGAUAGAAAAUCCAUGGGGGAAGACUUGUUUUGGGCAAUCAGAGGAGGUGGAGGAUCAAGUUUUGGAGUCAUAGUUGCCUGGAAAAUCAAAAUUUCCUAUGUUCCACCACUUGUAACAGUUUUUAGCCCAUCCAGGACUCUAGACCUAGGUGCUACUAAUCUUGUUUACAAGUGGCAACAAAUUGCAAACAAGCUCCCUGAAGAUUUAUUCAUCAGGUUAGUUAUAGUAGCGGAUGGAGAAGGAAAGAAUAGAACAAUUCGAGUUACUUUCAACUCAUUAUUCCUUGGGAGGACUGAUCAACUUCUCGAAGUAAUGAAAGAAAGUUUUCCUGAACUUGGUUUGAUAAAAGAAGAUUGUAGGGAGAUGAGUUGGAUUGAAACAAUACUUUAUUUUGACAAUAGAAAUGGGCAAACCAUAGAUGGCCUUAAAAAUAGGGUACCUGACCCAAAGGGUUUCUUCAAAGCAACUUCAGAUUAUGUGGAGGAACCAUUAUCUCAGGCAGCAUUAGAGAAGCUAUGGAAAUGGUGCUUGGAGGAAGAAAGACCUGCACUUAUUUUUGAACCCUAUGGAGGAAUAAUGGAUAAGAUACCAGAGUGGCAACUUCCAUUUCCCCAUAGAAAAGGUAAUUUGUAUAAUAUUCAGUACUUUGUACAGUGGAGUGUUGGAAGUAAUGAAGCAUCAGAAAGGCACAUAAAUUGGAUGAGAAGGUUGUAUCAACAUAUGACCCCAUAUGUAUCAAAAGGACCAAGAAGGGCGUACUUGAAUUACAGGGAUCUUGAUUUUGGUGUUCACAGUAAUAUUUCUGGUACAACUUACUCAGAAGCCAAAAAAUGGGGAGCCAAGUAUUUUAGCAAAAAUUAUAGGGCAUUGGCAUUCAUCAAGGGUAAAGUUGAUCCUGAAAAUUUCUUCAAUGAUGAGCAAAGUAUUCCACCCUUUAAGUGA
Molecule: messenger RNA, 1584 nt
Organism: Coffea eugenioides
Lineage: Eukaryota; Viridiplantae; Streptophyta; Magnoliopsida; Gentianales; Rubiaceae
Product: berberine bridge enzyme-like 26
Exons: 1
Coding region: 1-1584 (527 amino acids)
Molecular function (GO): oxidoreductase activity; FAD binding
Source: RefSeq, a predicted model, not a curated record